AUGGCUAUGUUUUGUUCCUCAGAGGUUUUUUAAAAGAGAAUUGUCCACUUCGAGUUCUGACCUGCCUGAAAAUUGAGUGGUGAACCUAAUGACCUCCUGCCUGCUGCCUCCCAUCUCUUGUAUGACUUAUGACAAUUACUAAGACAAAUUGAGAUCUAAACAAAGUCUCUUGGGGAUUUUUGAUUAUUGUUUGCUUUCAUAUCUUCUUAAUGAUCAAAAGAGGACUCUAACAGGAACCUUUGAUGUUUAUCCAAGUGUGUUUCUCUCUGGACCCUACUCUCAGUGAAAAUAUAAUGAGCAACAGGUGAUCGUGGGUUGAUGAGUUAUUUCUCUUUCUCCCUUGGACAGAAGACCAAGUCCACUCAUCCCUCCACCACCACAAGGUUGUUUGGUUAGGGCUGAAUGUUUUCCUGUUUGUGGAUGCCUUCCUGAAAUAUGAGAAGGCCGACAAAUACUACUACACAAGAAAAAUCCUUGGGUCAACACUGGCCUGUGCCCGAGCGUCUGCUCUCUGCUUGAAUUUUAACAGCAUGCUGAUCCUGCUUCCCGUGUGUCGCAAUCUGCUGUCCUUCCUGAGGGGCACCUGCUCAUUUUGCAGCCACACACUGAGAAAGCAAUUGGAUCACAACCUCACCUUCCACAAGCUGGUGGCCUAUAUGAUCUGCCUACAUACAGCUAUUCACAUCAUUGCACACCUGUUUAACUUUGACCGCUAUAGCAGAAGCCGACAGGCCACAAAUGGCUCCCUUGCCUCCAUUCUCUCCAGCCUAUCUCAUGAUGAGAAAAAGGGGGGUUCUUGGCUAAAUCCCAUCCAGUCCCGAAACACGACAGUGGAGUAUGUGACAUUCACCAGCAUUGCUGGUCUCACUGGAGUGAUCAUGACAAUAGCCUUGAUUCUCAUGGUAACUUCAGCUACUGAGUUCAUCCGGAGGAGUUAUUUUGAAGUCUUCUGGUAUACUCACCACCUUUUUAUCUUCUAUAUCCUUGGCUUAGGGAUUCACAGCAUUGGUGGAAUUGUCCGGGGUCAAACAGAGGAGAGCAUGAAUGAGAGUCAUCCUCACAAGUGUGCAGAGUCUUUUGAGGUGUGGGAUGAUCAUGACUCCCACUGUAGGUGCCCUGAGUUUGAAGGGCACCCCCCUGAGUCUUGGAAGUGGAUCCUCGCACCGGUCAUUCUUUAUAUCUGUGAAAGGAUCCUCCGGUUUUACCGCUCCCAGCAGAAGGUUGUGAUUACCAAGGUUGUUAUGCACCCAUCCAAAGUUUUGGAAUUGCAGAUGAACAAGCGUGGCUUCAGCAUGGAAGUGGGGCAGUAUAUCUUUGUUAAUUGCCCCUCAAUCUCUCUCCUGGAAUGGCAUCCUUUUACUUUGACCUCUGCUCCAGAGGAAGAUUUCUUCUCCAUUCAUAUCCGAGCAGCAGGGGACUGGACAGAAAAUCUCAUAAGGGCUUUUGAACAACAAUAUUCACCAAUUCCCAGGAUUGAAGUGGAUGGUCCCUUUGGCACAGCCAGUGAGGAUGUUUUCCAGUAUGAAGUGGCUGUGCUGGUUGGAGCAGGAAUUGGGGUCACCCCCUUUGCUUCUAUCUUGAAAUCCAUCUGGUACAAAUUCCAGUGUGCAGACCACAACCUCAAAACAAAAAAGAUCUAUUUCUACUGGAUCUGCAGGGAGACAGGUGCCUUUUCCUGGUUCAACAACCUGUUGACUUCCCUGGAACAGGAGAUGGAGGAAUUAGGCAAAGUGGGUUUUUUAAACUACCAUCUCUUCCUCACCGGAUGGGACAGCAAUAUUGUUGGUCAUGCAGCAUUAAACUUUCACAAGGCCACUGACAUCGUGACAGGUCUGAAACAGAAAACCUCCUUUGGGAGACCAAUGUGGGACAAUGAGUUUUCUACAAUAGCUACCUCCCACCCCAAGUCUGUAGUGGGAGUUUUCUUAUGUGGCCCUCCGACUUUGGCAAAGAGCCUGCGCAAAUGCUGUCACCGAUAUUCCAGUCUGGAUCCUAGAAAGGUUCAAUUCUACUUCAACAAAGAAAAUUUUUGAGUUAUAGGAAUAAAGACGGUAAUCUGCAUUUUGUCUCUCCUUUGUAUCUUCCGUAAUUUACUUGGUCUGGUCAGGUUUGAGCAGUCACUUUAGGAUAAGAAUGUGCCUCUCAAGCCUUGACUCCCUGGUAUUCUUUUUUUGAUUGCAUUCAACUCCGUUACUUGAGCUUCAGCAACUUAAGAACUUCUGAAAUUCUUAAAGCCAUGGAUCCUUUCUUGGAAAAGUAACUGUAAAUCUUUCUGGACAGCCACGACUGUAGCAAGGCUUGAUAGCAGAGGUUUGGUGGUUGAGUUUUACAACUAAUCCCAGGUGAUUUUAUCAAUUCCAGUGUUACCAUCUCCUGAGUUUUGGUUUGUAAUCUUUUGUCCCUCCCACCCCCACAGAAGAUUUCUAAGGUGACUUUUUAAAUAAAAAUUUAUUGAAUAAUUAAUGACAAAACAUAACAAUAAACAUAAAUAAUAAACAAAAUUACCGAGAACCCCAUCCCCAUAUAACACCAACAGUGUACAUUUUUACUGUCACUUUUGAUAUGGUCUUAUCCAGUGUGAACAGCAAUUUAUUCUUAUUUUUGCUCAUCAAAAAAUAAAGGAUUUUCUUCUUUGCUUGA
Messenger RNA from Symphalangus syndactylus (siamang), 2640 nucleotides. RefSeq names its product NADPH oxidase 1 (gene NOX1). Gene Ontology annotation, molecular function: superoxide-generating NAD(P)H oxidase activity. Gene Ontology annotation, cellular component: plasma membrane; NADPH oxidase complex. The record is from RefSeq and is a predicted model, not a curated record. Gene Ontology annotation, biological process: superoxide anion generation; defense response. Lineage: Eukaryota; Metazoa; Chordata; Mammalia; Primates; Hylobatidae.